This is a messenger RNA of Argiope bruennichi, 5238 nucleotides long. Its product is annotated as cell adhesion molecule Dscam2-like. NCBI's taxonomy places the organism in Eukaryota, Metazoa, Arthropoda, Arachnida, Araneae, Araneidae. Gene Ontology annotation, biological process: dendrite self-avoidance; homophilic cell-cell adhesion; axon guidance. Gene Ontology annotation, cellular component: plasma membrane; axon. The record is from RefSeq and is a predicted model, not a curated record. Bases 260 to 5044 code for a protein of 1594 amino acids. Gene Ontology annotation, molecular function: cell-cell adhesion mediator activity. The transcript has 27 exons.
UCGAAUUCCCUUUUUCCUGACAUUAAAACGAUAUCUUUUUAUUAAAUACCAAUUUCAUUAUCAAAUUGCAGACACAUAUGAAUUCAUCAUUAAGCAGCUACAGAUUAUUUAAUUACUGAAUGAACGUUAUUGUUUGGUGAAGUGAAAGUGAUAUUUUACGACCGGAACUUCAGAAGGUGUUGGAAAAGUGCCAACUUAAUGUUGAUGCCCAUUUGACUAGCUUGUGCUGUUGUCAACAAGUGGUUUCUUGGCAAGUUUUAUGGAAAACAAUAUGGUUGCGCCAAGAUUCAGGACAAUUUUCUUUGACAUAUUUUUGUUGAUCCUCCAGAUAUCUAUCGGAAAUAUCUCAUCUUUCGAUCUGGCAGCCCCAACUUUCACCAUCGAACCUCCAUACCAAGUGGAAUUCUACAACACAAAUGGUGCAGAAAUACCAUGUUCUGCCCAUGGACGACCCAGUCCUUAUAUUAGUUGGGUGAGACGUGUAGAUGCCGUGGUGGAAGACAUUCCUGGACUGCGACACUUGAGGCCAAAUGGCUCUCUAGUCUUCAUGCCUUUCGGGCCUGAAGACUACAGGCAGGAUAUCCAUGCUUCCAUCUAUAAGUGUGUUGCUUCGAAUAUUGUUGGAACUAUUGGAAGUCGUGAUGUCCACGUUAGGGCAGUACUGAGUCAGCAGUACGAGGUACGUGUAUACGAUGAGUUCGUGAUACGAGAUAACACUGCUGUCCUCAAGUGUCAUAUUCCCAGCUUUGUGAGAGACUAUGUGACCACGACUGCAUGGUUCCGUGACGAUGGACUGGUAAUUCACGUUGAUGGGACGCAAGGAGGUAAAUACAGUGUUUUCCCUUCUGGAAAAUUACACAUUAGAGAAGCGAAGCAACAAGAUGGAUUCAGAAGCUAUAGGUGUCAAACCAAACAUCGAUUAACUGGCGAAACGAAGCAAAGCUCUGCCGGCCAACUAAUUGUGACAGAAUCUCACAGCACAGUUCCCCCAAGGAUAACCCAUCGAGAAGAAGAAGUGAAAGUGCAGUUGGGAGAAAUUGCUUUUUUGCCCUGUGCUGCUGAAGCCUAUCCUGUCCCUACGCACAGGUGGUACAAGCAGGAAUCGGGGCGAACGAAUGCUAUUGUUUCUAGUCAGAGGGUUUUCCUCAUGGGAGGCACUUUGGUGUUCCGAAGAGCCAUUGUCAUGGAUAGUGGGAAAUACGUGUGCCUGGUCAAUAACAGUGUAGGACAAGAAAGAAUAGAAACUGAGUUAAUCGUUGUAGUUCCAAUCCAAGUGAGAGUAAGUCCAGCUCAGCAAACUAUAUCUGUUGGUCAAGCUACCCACUUCAACUGCACAGUGUCGGGCUUCCCGAUUUAUGGAGUCACAUGGACCAAAAAUCUGCGUCCUGUCUUGACGAAUGAGAGAAUCCGUGUCCUUGGCAACGAUGUCUUGUCCAUCAACUCGGUGGUUCGUGAUGACAGAGGUGUAUAUCAAUGCUUCGCUCACAACCAUUUUGAUUCUGCGCAAGGCUCGGGAGCUUUGCUAUUAGGAGAUGAGCCACCUGUUUUAGAGGAAAUUUUUUCUGACAAGAUAGUCUAUCCUGGCGUUUCUGUCUCUCUUAAAUGCAUGGCUACUGGCAGUCCCUUGCCACAGGUUACAUGGCGUCUAGACUCAUUGCCGCUUCCAGAGCAGUUGCGAUUUCGUGUAGGCGACUAUGUCACAAGAGAUAGCAGAGUCGUCAGUUACGUCAACAUCACAAGUAUCCAAGUCGAAGAUGGUGGACUCUUCUCAUGCAAGGCAACAAACGAAGUAGGAUCGGUCACGCACGCUGCGAGAAUAAAUGUGUUUGGUCCGCCCACCAUUAGAUCUAUGCCUAAUGUCACGGCUCUUGCCGGAGAAAUUACAGUGCUGCCUUGUCCAGCCGGGGGGCAUCCUUUAUCCAGUAUUUCUUGGUCAAGAGAUUCAAGAGUUUUGCCUCAAAAUCAUAGACAGCAAGUAUUCCCAAAUGGGACACUGAUAAUAAGGGAAGUAAACAAGAAAGCAGAUGAAGGAAAAUAUACAUGUACAGCAGAAAACAAAGACGGAGACAGAUCGCAGAAAGAUGUGUAUGUUCAAGUAAUGGUGGGUCCAAAAAUAGAGCCAUUUAACUUCCCAACGAAUCUAGAAGAAGGUAUGCGUUCCAUUGUAACUUGCGCAGUUCUAUCGGGUGAUCCUCCGAUGACAACUCAGUGGCUGAAAGACGGUGCAGAAAUACCGUUGGAUCUGGAACCAAAAAUUGAAAUGAUUGACGAAUAUACGACGUAUUUGAAGUUUACAGCUGUUGGACCGCAUCACAAUGGAAAUUAUACCUGCAUAGCAAAGAAUCCAGCGGCUACCGUUAACUAUACUGCUUUGCUUGUGGUUAAUGUUCCCCCAUACUGGAGAUCUCAACCCACUGACCGCUCGGCCGUGAUGGGAGAAAGCCUCACUAUAGACUGUCAAGCCAACGGAUUCCCUGUACCUCAAGUUAGGUGGAAAAAAGAUCACGGUUUGAGUGGCAGGAACGAAUAUCGAACGAUUAUCAGUAAUCCGCACAUUCAGACCCUAGAGAAUGGUUCGCUCGUCAUCACUGAAGUGGAGCUUUCAGAUGCCGGUCUUUACAUGUGCCAAGCCACCAAUGGUAUAAGCCCGAGUCUCAGUGCAGUUAUUAAGCUGACUGUGCAUGUUCCAGCACACUUCCGAGUAAAAUUUCAAUCUUCUACAGUCAGGAAAGGAGAAACGGUACAUCUGAUAUGCACAGCUUACGGUGAAACCCCGAUUACAUUAGUAUGGACUAAAGAUCGCCAAAUCUUCAACAUCAGAACAGAGUCCCGGUAUAGUGAAGUACAAAAAGACCACGAGGAUGGAGUUGCGUCAGAAGUAACCAUUAUUUCUGCAGAUAGAAGAGAUUCCGCCUUGUUCACAUGCACAGCUUCAAAUGAAUAUGGAAGAGACGAAACUAACUUCCAAGUGGUUGUUCAAGAAAGGCCCGAUAGUCCAAGAAAUAUGGAAAUAAAAGAACUAACUAGCAGAACUGUAACACUUACUUGGGUACAACCAUACAGUGGAAACCUUCCUUUAACACGUUACAUUGUUCAGCUGAAAAGACAAGAUGAACAAUGGUUGGAACAAACGAAGAGCUUAACUGUGCCUGUCACUGAAAGUAGCACUGUACUUGGAGAUUUGAUGCCUGUAACCACCUACAACAUCCGAAUUCUUGCCGAAAAUUCUCUUGGACAGAGUAAACCGAGUGAGCCCAUAACAGUUACUACAAAGGAAGAAGCACCUGCAGCUCCACCGGCUGACAUUAGGGCAGAAGCUACUAGUUCUUCGUCAGUGAAAGUUUCUUGGAUGGCGCCUCCAAAAGAAAUGCGAAGAGGUUCAAUCAAAGGAUAUUAUUUAGGCUACAAAGUUCUGCGGUCAGCCGACACUUUCACGUAUAAAACUUUGGAAUCCAGUGGAGAUGUCAGAGAAGAGCAUCAUUUGACUAAUCUUCGAAGGUUUACACAGUACGUCAUUCGACUUCAAGCUUUUAACAAGGCUGGAAGUGGACCACAUUCUGAAGAAAUUACUGUCCAAACACUGGAAUACGAUCCUCCUGGAACGCCAACUCUGCGUGUUGCUUCCGUCGCUGCAACAUCAGUAAAGUUGGAAUGGACAGCUCCGGAUUCUACACCAAUACAAGGUUACAUCUUGCAUUACAGAGAGGACAAAGGCGAAUGGUCAGAGCAUCGGCUACCACCGGACAUUACUAAUCACGUCCUGCAGCCUCUCAGAUGCGGGACUAGAUAUCAGGUUCAGAUCACUAGUUUCAAUAAAGCGGGCGAAGGUGAACCGUCUGACGCAAUACAAGUUAAGACUGAAGGCACAGCCCCUGUUGCUCCAGAUAAGCAUUCCUUUCUUAUUAUCAAUUCAACUUUCGUCACUCUACGUCUGGACGCUUGGCACAGCGGCGGAUGUCCGAUAUCUUACUUCGAAGUCAAGUACAAACUUUUGUCCGAAGCUGAGUGGUUCUUAGUCUCCAAUAAUGUUCUUCCAGAAACUGGAAAAUUGCUUCUUUCCGAACUAACUCCAGGAACUUGGUACAACCUUAUGAUAUCAGCCCAGAAUGAUGCAGGAGCCACUGAUGCUGAAUUCGUCUUCGCUACAUUGACUUUAUUUGGAGGUACAGUUGCUCCUCAAACACCAGUUAACACAGAUCGCCGCUUUUUUAAACACCUCAGCAUCAUAGUUCCCGUUGUGUGUGCUGUAGUCAUAGUCAUAGUAGUCACAAUUGUCAUAUGUGUUCUUCAUACGAGGAGGAAUCCCCCAAACAGAGGAAGAGGACAUUAUGAUCAAGGAGAUGGUCAGUCCCGCGUCUCCCACAAAGGUGACACCUUGAACAUGAGCGUCUUGGGAAAGAAGGGUCAUGGUGAGACUGCAUACGAGGUGCCCAAGGACUCCCUGUACUUCCCAUCCCCGUACGCCACGACGCGUGUUCCUGGGUACGUGGUCGAGGAAGGAAGCGAAUGUGACAGCCUCAGGUCAAGUACCAGAACUCCUAGCGAUCCGCAGGGAAGUCAUACGUACGAUGUACCGUUUCCAGUUAGAAGGCCGGAAUACGAGGAACAGUAUUCGCAAAUCAAGCGCGUACCAUUGUCAACCCUGCAAACCUCCAACGUCUAUCAAGCCCCUCAGUAUUGUGACAGCGAGAAACUUGUGUCUAGAUGGAUAGGUCGUCCAACAUCUGAACCCUGCACCUUCCAGCUUUCCCAAGAUCCUCGCGGCAGGGGGGUGCAGGAGGAAGGUCGUUGGUACCCUUCCAGGUACAGAACGACCUCCUCCUCCUACGCCCAACAACAGAGUUUAGAAUGCUCAGAUGACGAAAAUGAAUUCGAGUCAAUGAGGAUUGCAACUCAGGAAGAAGAAGAAGGUCACGAAGUAUCCGAAACCGAAUGCGACAGGGAGCUUAAGACGCUAUCGAAGAUUAGAGGAAACAACUCUCUGCGAGUGGCCAUGCCUCCUGAGUGUCAUCAAGCAGCAUUGACCGCCCUAACCGUCCACUAACUAAAUUCUGACAAUGGACUCUGUGCACAAAUUUUUAUCCACCCACGCAGAUUUUUCCUCCCGAACUUUAUGUGCAUAUUGAGUUCCCUGGGAUAAUUCUUCUCCAGAAAUCUCCCCGGAAACUCCUGCGAGGAAGUGCAAAUGGGAUUUUCUUGCUGCGAAAUUAGAAUUUUAAAGAACUUGACGAUGUAACG